AUGACGGCUGUCGCUCCAUCAGAUAAAUUGCAGGCGCCCAGUGUGCAUUCAGAUGAUAACGAGUUGGACGAGGAUGCGAUCAUAGCUUCACUCGCAGUACUACAGGAACUACACAUUGCCCUUCGCAACCUUCGCCAAUCCCUUCCCUCACUCGUCAAUUCAGUCCUCCCUCUUUCAACGCCAGAACAACUUUACAUUAAUUUCCAAGGAGAAGCAAAAGGUGUAGGAAAACAAAUUCGGACUCUCUCACAACUAGUCCGCGAAGAAGGAUACAAAGCAGCUCUAGAUAGAGCAAAUAAAAGCAGGCAAGCUGAUCCGGAGGAUAUCGGUUGCUGGAGGGUUGACGCACAUUCCGACUGGCUUGAUUUGACCCAGGAUGGUCAAGAUGGAAGAAAAGGAACAAGGUCCUUGGAGUUGCGAGGGAAAAGCUCCGGUGCAGAGAAGAAUGAGGAUCUAAAGCAGGUAGUUGAUGCUUUCAAGAGCCGGCACGAGGGAUUUGACAUCCAUGCGGAUGGAGAGGAUGGCCCCGUGCAGAUGACACUACCUCGGCCGUCAGGUAUGCGGUUUUUAAUCCAGCAGACGGUAGGGAGGGACGGGAGAAUCAAAUACGCCAUCGAGACGGAGAUGAGGACGGGAAUGGAGCGAGACACAGGCGAGGCAGUUGGGAAAUGGUCUGAAGGGGAAGAUUUGAGCUAUAUUCUGGAAAUGAUUGCUUCGUACCAAGAUGUCACAAAGCGGCAGUGUGACAAGUGCUCACGAUUGAUCGAUCGCAACGGUAACCUCCCAUUCGUCAGGACUAAAAAGCAGAAGAAGAAGCCUGCUGAAGAGGGCGGUGAUCAGUGGCAAGCUCUACAUGUAUCAUGUACCUAA
Messenger RNA from Bacidia gigantensis, 870 nucleotides. RefSeq lists its product as uncharacterized. The transcript has 3 exons. The record is from RefSeq and is a predicted model, not a curated record. Lineage: Eukaryota; Fungi; Ascomycota; Lecanoromycetes; Lecanorales; Ramalinaceae. Bases 1 to 870 code for a protein of 289 amino acids. Gene Ontology annotation, cellular component: mediator complex.